Paramecium tetraurelia is the source of this 2347-nucleotide messenger RNA. RefSeq lists its product as uncharacterized. The record is from RefSeq and is a predicted model, not a curated record. Lineage: Eukaryota; Ciliophora; Oligohymenophorea; Peniculida; Parameciidae. The transcript is spliced from 5 exons.
AUGAGGCUUGAGUAUUCCACCAAGGAGGGAAGAGGAUUGUUGAAGCUGUUUUUUAAUUGUUUUCGAAAUUUUAUUCAGAACACUAUCCGUUUCUGUGUCUAAAAAAAAUAAAGGACUAAAACGAUUUCAUUAAUAAUAAUGGUUUAAGUCAAGAUCAUAGUCUUGUUAGUCUGUGCAUUGACACUGACCUAAGCUUUCGAAGCUGAGGGCACACUCUUGUCGAUGUCAUUAAAUGAGAUUAGCAACCUCAAUUUAGGGGAUGUUAAUUGUUAGAACACAUCUUAGCAAUAGUUUGUGUAAUUGGAAUAAAAUCUCGAGUCUUGGGCCGACAUCAUCGAUCACAAGGAUGACAUCUAAAAAGAUAUCAACACUUUGAAACAAUUGGAAGUGAUCUUACUAUAAGUGAAGAAAUAAACAUAAAAGAAAAAGAUCGCUCCCUAACAAUUGAAAUAAAUUAAUUAGGUCGUGACAAAGAAAAUUAAGUCUUUGGUUCUUCCAUAAACAGCAAGCAAAAUUGGACAAGCUCAUUGUGAUGAAAUCGAAAGACAAUUAGAGAGAUUAAGUAGCGAUAAUGAGUCAGAAAGAAGUGAGUGCUGUGAUGCUCUUCUCAAAUUAGCCACCUUCCUCAUCAGACAAUUAUCCAGCAUUAAUUAAUAAUGCCAUUAAAACCCAGUCACCAUCAUUAAAAUCAAGGGAUAAAUCAAAGAAUUACAUAUCAUUCAAGGAGGAUGCGGAGGAGGACAAACCAUUGACAUCCCAAUGGGAGGAUCAGAUGAAAAAUGUGAUAAACCAGAAACCCCAACCAAACCUACAGAUCCUACAGAUCCUGAAAAGCCAACUGACGACCCAGUCCCAGAUCCCGGAAAAGAAGAAGAAACCACAGCUGAAGAGACUGUAACUGAAGAAGGUGAAACAACUCCACCAGGACCAGAUGCUGAAGAAGAAGGAGAACCCACACCAGAGCCAGAUGCUGAAGAAGAAGGUGAAACUACACCACCAGGACCUGAUGCUGAAGAAGAAGGAGUACCCCCUGGACCUGAUGCAGAAGAAGAAGGCGAACCAGUACCAGAACCUGACGCUGAAGAGGAAGGAGAGACUCCAGCAGGACCAGAUGCCGAAGAAGAAGGUGAACAACCAGGACCAGAACCUGCUGCUGAAGAGGAAGGAGAAACUACUCCAGCAGAACCUGCAGCAGAAGAAGAAGGUGAAACAGCCACACCUGCAGCUGAAGAGGAAGGAGAAGCAGCAUAACCACCCGCAGAAGAAGAGCUUCAUGAACCAGCUGAAGAGGAAGAGGAAUCAUUUGGACCAGAUGAAAAAAAUAAUACAAAAGGACCAGGAGAUAUUCCAGAUGAUGCUGAAGAAGAAGGAUUCUUACCAGAGGAAGAAUUUAGUCCUGAAGAUGGACCUGAACCUCAAGCAGAAGAAGAAGGCCCCGCUGAAGAAGUGACCCCUGCAGGUGAAGAGGAAGGAACUCCAGCUACUGAGGAAGAUCAAGGUGAAAAUGUUCCAGGAGAAGAAGGUUUCCCUGAGGGAGAAGAAGAAAGUGAAUUCCCAGGAGAUAUCCCAUCAAACAAGAAUGGAACUUCUACUAUUCCUGAUAUCCCUGAAGGUGGAGAAGAAGGUGCUGAGGAAGGUGCUGAAGAAGGCUCUGAGGAAGAAGGAGUUCCUAAAAAGCACGGGGGUUCUGAAUCUAAACCACAUAGAAAACCAGCAGGAGAAGAAGGCGAAGAAGCAGGAGAAGAAGAAACUGAACCAGAAGAAAAACACGGUCGUGGUAGUGAAUCUAAACCACAUAGAAAACCAGCUGGAGAAGAAGGUGAAGAAGCCGGAGAAGAAGAAGAAGGAUGGGUACCAGGAGAUAUUCCAAAAGGUAAAAAUGGAACAUCAACCAUUCCUGAUAUACCCGAGGGUGAAGAAGGAGCUGAAGAGGAAAGCGACGAAGUAGGAGAAGAGACUGAAGAAGGUGGAGAAGAAGGUGCUCCAGGAGAAGAAACUGAAGAAUCUCUAGAUUAACCAGAAGAAUCAGAAGAAAAAUGUUAAGAGACUGUCGAAAUAACAGCAACAAAUGCAGCUGAUAUCAUGUGCGCAUUAGGCUAAUAUUUGAGUCAAUUGGCUCACGGAGGAUCCCCUGCUGAUGGUCCUAAGUCUAAGAAGGUUUGCUUCUGCUUGAAAUAUGAACCAGACAACGCUGAUCCUUCAUUGCUUCAAUUAACUUAAAAAGUGAGCAAGAAAUCUAGAAUAGAACAAGACGGUAUUUUAAGAGCAUUAAUUCCAAAUAUGAGAAUCUGAAAUGAACAAGCUUUUUUUAUUUAUUGAUCUAAAUAAAAAAAGUAAACUUAUCGAU